Molecule: messenger RNA, 1977 nt
Organism: Anarrhichthys ocellatus (wolf-eel)
Lineage: Eukaryota; Metazoa; Chordata; Actinopteri; Perciformes; Anarhichadidae
Gene: angptl1a
Product: angiopoietin-like 1a
Exons: 6
Coding region: 428-1891 (487 amino acids)
Biological process (GO): positive regulation of heterotypic cell-cell adhesion; fibrinolysis; blood coagulation
Cellular component (GO): fibrinogen complex
Molecular function (GO): protein-macromolecule adaptor activity; extracellular matrix structural constituent
Source: RefSeq, a predicted model, not a curated record
UCUCCGAGUCUCCCCCAUCCUUUGUGAAAAACUCAAGGCAUCGGUCGUCAGAGCUCAGUCUGUUGAAGUGGCCAGCUAUUGAACCAUGCCCGAGCCCGGGCCCCAGGACAGCUGAGUCCACAGAGAGGAGACCGUCGUUUUGGGGAAGUAGGGUCCUCGUUCAGAAAAAGACUUUACUUCCUGUGAUUUUUCCAACAGCGGGACAGAAGUGGAGGGCAGAGCAGCUCAGAAGACGGGGACAAAGAGACAGAGAUGAGUCCUGAGCACUGCAGCUCGGUGAAGACACGACACAACACACACGUGAAACUAUAACUGAAGGAAACACACCCCCACUACUGGUAACACACACAACUAAAAAGGGGGGCCUGGGGGGACUUGGAGGGAGCACCAGCAGCUGUCCAUCGAUCCAUCUAACCAGCCAGCAGCAAUGCAGGGGCUGACGUGGAGCCUGUGUGCCCUGCUAUGCCUCUCCCUCUGGGAGGAAAGUCACUGCAGGAGCUCCAGGGAAGCCCGGAGGACCAAAGGGCCUUCUCUCAUCAGGAGUAAAAGAGCCCCCAUCGACCCCGAUGACAAAAAGUGUUCCUACACCUUCCUUGUACCAGAGCAGAAAAUCACAGGUCCAAUCUGUGCAAGCACCACAGGCCCAGAGCCAGACAAGGACAGAGUGACCCGUAUAGACAUUGCAGAUGUGCGGGAGGUGCUCAACAAACAGCGGCGUGAGAUUGAGACGCUGCAGCUGGUGGUGGAUGUGGAUGGUAACUUGGUGAAUGAGAUGAAGCUGCUGCGGAAAGAGAGCAGGAACAUGAACUCCAGGGUGACCCAACUCUACAUGCAGCUGCUGCAUGAGAUCAUCAGGAAGAGAGACAACUCUCUGGAGCUGGCCCAGCUGGAGAACCGCGUCCUCAACGUGACCUCGGAGAUGAUGCGACUGGCUUCAAGGUUCAAGGAGCUGGCGGCCCGGUUUUCCACAAUGGCCGCGGUGGUCAACAACCAGUCCGUUCUCAUCUCGGCACUGGAGGAGCAGUGUCUGAGGACAGUGGAGCGCGGUGAGCUGCCCGUAGUUCCCCCGCUGGUACAGGUGGUACCGGAGCAUCUACCAGUUAACAAUCGCUUCACCAACGAGAUACAGAGGGACCAUAACAACCGGGCCUUUGCCAGAGGACCGCGCAUGGAAUCCCCUACUGCAAGCCCAUUUGGGAUCAACCCUCCACCACCACAGGGAACACUUACCGCCGAUGGUCCCUUCAAAGACUGUUACCAGGUGCGACAGGCCGGCCACACCACCAGUGGGAUGUACCUGCUUAAGACCAAUGUCAGUGAUCGGUUGAUCCAAGCCUGGUGUGAACACGGCCUCGACAAUGGAGGAUGGACCGUGUUGCAAAGGAGGAGAGACGGCUCGGUUAACUUCUUCCGGAACUGGGAGAACUACAAGAAAGGCUUUGGGAACAUAGACGGUGAACACUGGCUCGGGCUGGACAACAUUUACAACCUGGGGAAACAGGGUGACUACAAGCUGAUGAUAGAGCUGGAGGACUGGACGGGGAAGAAGGUGUACGCCGAGUACAGCAGCUUCCACCUGGAGUCGGAGAGCGAGGGUUAUCGGCUGAGGCUUGGCACCUACCAGGGAAACGCCGGGGACUCGUUCAGCAGCCACAACGGCAAACAGUUCACCACGCUUGAUCGGGACAAGGACGCAUUUUCUGGUAAUUGCGCCCACUUCCAUAAGGGCGGCUGGUGGUACAAUGCGUGUGGCCAGACCAACCUGAACGGCGUGUGGUACAGCGGGGGAGUUUACCGCAGCAAAUUCCAGGAUGGAAUCUUCUGGGCGGAGUACGGAGGAGGUUUCUACUCCCUCAAGUCAGCCCGCCUCAUGAUCCGACCGAUCGACUGAAACCUCAGACUGCGGCUCCCAUCAGAUGCACCUCAAGUUUCCUUCCUUAUCUUUAUCUACCCAUAAAACAAAGACUGUAAAAGGCA